AUGGGACAGCUGUCGAAGUCUUCCGAGGGCACGCCAUCAGAAAGUCAAGGCUACAGCUUCCACUCUGACUCGUCAAGCGUUGACACUCUUGUGCAAAGGCACGAGAAUCGACAGUUUCUGCUGCAAAGACUGUCUGUAUUGCGGCAGCAGGUUCGGAACCUUGAACAAGAAGUUUCUGACAUUGAAAGUGUGGUGCAUGGGCUCCCCUAUGUGCCGGCCCAAUCGGCUGACACAUACCGCCGAGACGCAGCUUUGCCGCAUUUCCAUGUGGCAGCCACAGCAGGUGCAGGAGGCAUUGCUUUGCCCUUGGCCGUUGGCAUCGUGCACCCACUGGACACGGUUCGGACCACCAUGCAAGCUGCUGCCUCUAGCGGAGGUUUCUCUCACUCGCUGCAGAGUCUCGGGUGGCGUGGCCUAAGUCGCGGUUUCCUCCUCAGCCUUGCCUGGGCAUGUCCGCAAGGCGCCAUACGCAUGGCCAGCUACGAAGCCUGCAAGGAGACACUGUUGGACAAAUUUUAUUUCAGACCGUUUGGGAUAGCGGUCUCUGCUGUAGCGGCCGACUUUGCGAGCAGUGUGGUCAAAGUGCCUCGGGAACUGAUAACGCAACGAAUGCAAACAGGUCAGUACAAGUCCAGCUGGAAAGCAGUGCACAGCAUCUUCCGAGAGGAUGGCCUCACAGGAUUUUUUCGGGGGUAUGCUUCUACUGCCUCUCGUGACACUCCUUUUAUGCUGCUUCUCUUCCUUUCCUACGAGCAGUUCAAGUCCUGGAAGAUUCGCUUGACCUUCUCGCAGCAGGGCCCAGCUGAGAUUUUCGCUCCAUGGUCAGAUGCAGAGACCGUGCUUUGGGGGGGCGUCUCUGGUACUUUGGCAGCUUGGUUGACGACUCCCUUCGACGUCAUCAAAACACGGAUCAUGACUUCUAAGACUUCCCUCUCCUUCCAGGAGGCCGUGAAAGGGACAAACGGGCUCGCUGGGCUCUUUCGGGGAGCCGCUCCUCGGAGUGCUUGGUGGUUCUGUGUCAGCUCCGUGUUCUUUGCAAGCUACGAGCGGCUUCGGGCUGUUCUCCAGCAGCACGUGGAGAUCAUUUGUGGUGAGCCACAGCUGAAUGCAGACAUGAUCGAGAACUGCAGCCCCAACGAGAUAGCAGUGCUGAGCCGCGCCUGGCGUCUCGACUUCGGGGUACCAUCGCCACGACGACUGGCGCAAAGGUCGGAGAAUCGAGAGCACCUACAGGAGAGACAGCACUACGUUGGUGGCCGUGAACACAUGUACAUGUUAGACGGCUACGUUGCGGCUGUAGACGAGGAGUUUGAGAAUCGCCGACACAACGUAACACCGCCCUAUGGACAACGACCUGCACCGCGAGAAGCGUGGCCGGACGACCACCGCUAUCAUCGGCAAGAGCAGAGGCCGGUGGUGGUUCGAAGCGACUGGAGUGAGAAGGACACGGUGGUGGCGAGGUCCCUCGAUCUGCCGAAAAAGCCGUGCCGGACGAAGGCUAAGAUGAACUUCCCGGCACUACGUGAUUAUGACUACGAGCUUUCAGGAACAACAGCCGCGAAAGGACAGUGGCAGGGCUGCAACCGUGAGUGCGACACUGUGGUCGUUCCAGAGGAGCUGCGGUUCAAGACGGCCAAGCAAGACGAGAUCAUCACUAGCGUAGCAAGAGAUGUGGAGAUCGCGCUAGCACCGUUAGAGAGACGCAGGGAUACUUGGUGCGUCCAACGGCAGGAGGCCUCCUCUGCCAGCGCUAUUUCGGUGGCUUUGGAUGGGUCUGCUGUUUUCGUGGUGGAUAGCGGUGGCCUCAGACGCUUCGACCUGCCAGACCUGCGGCUCACAGCCUCUGCGGCCUACACAGGCGAUGCAGCAGGUUACGCCGAUGUUGCGGCAGGCAUGGGCUUCGUUGUGUGUGCUGACGUGGAAGGGAACCUCUUUCGACAUGACGCAGUAACGUGUGUGCUACAGCUGCAGCGCACUUAUCAGCCGUCCGUCGUUGAGCACUCGAAGCGCCUGGUGGCAUCUCACCUGGAUCGUCUCAGCAACGCUGUGACCGGCCUCGAGGGAGGGUUCGGUGGAGCUUCCCGGCUGGCCAUUGGCGCAGAUGCUGUGUAUUUAGGAGGCCGAGAUGGUGUGGUGACGGCCUAUGUGCCAGGCUCGCUCACACUCCGAGCCCGCUGUCGGCUUCUGGAGGGGCCCAGCUGUGCCAUCAUUGGAGUUCGUGCCUUGUGCCUUUCGCCUUACAAGCGACUCUACUGUGCUGUCCAAUCCUCCGUGCAUGUACUAACGACUCCGGGCAUGAGCCAGGUAGCUCUCCUUCGGGGUGGCCCUCGGGUUCCUGUGUUCGGAAGCGUAAGUGCAGUCGCCGAGAGCCGCUCAGGGGAUUACGUCUUUGUGGCCGAUGUGGGUGGGCCGUCUAUCCACGUGUGGGGUACCCGCUCCUUCCGAUGGAUAGCCCGUGUGGAGCUGCAGCCAGGAGCUGAGACUGUUGGGAGCUCGGAUACGUGGCAGCCGGUCUUGCAUUUUGCCUGGUGGCACCCUGUCCAUGUUGAAUGGCUGAGGCAGUAUGUGGACUACAAAAUGUUAAAGAAGGUGCUGAAGCUUGAGCAGGACACGGCAGUGCGUGCCUUUUGCGACCUCCUGGAGUCGGAACUGACAAAGGUUCACGCCUUCGUGCAGAGGCAGCAGGAUGACAUUUGGAAGGUGGUUUGUGACGGUGUUGACAUUUUACCGACCAAUGCUCGGCAGAAUGCGCUUGUCAGUGUGAACACGGCUGAGACCAUGGUGGCUUCUAUCCAGAACUUCAAGAGCUAUGUUGAGCUAAACCGGACCGCGGUGAGGAAGAUCAUCAAGAAGUUCGACAAGCGCUUUCAUGUCCGCUUUCACGAAGUCAUCAGCAUCCCAGAUUCUCCGAACCUCAUGAUAGAUGCGAGUGCCAUUAGCACUUGGCUGCUUGCUCCAGCUCUGCAGUGUCUGAGGCUGAUCAAGACCUGGUCGGGAGGCCCGCAGCCCGGCGACUUCGUGGAGCGCCCGCUUCGGCAAUUCAGUUUCUGGGCAGAGGAGCUUCGAGCCGGAGCUGCAAUAGCGAGGUGCCAGAUUGCCGGUGGACCCUGUGCGACUCCGACAGACCUGCGACUCCAGUUGAUCUGUGGCCAGGACCUGCAAUGCCGGGUCAGGAAUACUUUUAUUCAUGUCUCGUCGAACAAGGGUGGCAGCCGUUUACGCUCUCACUCUCUUCCCUCUCGGCUGGCUCAGCGGGAAGAGGAGUUGAAUGAAGCACUUCCCCUACCACCAGAACUGCCAGUCAUCACGCUAGAGCAUGCCAUGUGCGACAGAUUCGAACUCCAGCCGAUCCCGCGUCAGCUCCCAGCAACGUGCGCGCUUGACUACGAGGAGCAGGAGACGGAGGCAGAUGAAAUCCAGCGGUGGGAGUAUUCAACAGGCACAUACUACCAGCACAACUUCUAUCAAGGUGCCGAUUUCGCAGUGGUGCCUGACUGCAAGGCAGCUGCGACGAUACUCUCUUCGCCGUCGACGAUGUCAGAGGUCAUGAUUACGACGAAGGACUCUUCGUCAACAUUGGAUCAUAGCCCCAAGGGCAAAGGACGUGGCAAGUCCUUGCAGAGCACCGCUUCGGGCUCCAGGUGGUGGAUGGAGUCUCCAGAGGUCUGUCCAAUUUGCCACUUCCCGAUUCGACUUCUGCCGUACCCUCCUUUCAAGCUGCAGGUGGCUGGGUGUGAUGCGCGUGAGCCAGCUAAGCUUGUUGAUGGUCCCUUCAUGGUGUUACAGGUGCUGAGCACUUGGAACUUUGAUGUUCUGGGCCAUGAGUUGACGGUUUCAGAUAUCAAGGCGCUGGACUCGUACAUGAAGCGCUGCAAGCUGGGCCCCUUCCGGCUGGGCCGGGCACUAGAGCUGCUCAGCGACCCGAGCCAUGAGGCAAGGGAAGAGCUGGAAUCCCUUCGCAGUAAAGCGCGAAGGCGCCUGGAGGGACUGAAGCACAUCCAGCGAGUCCGGAUGAAUCGAAUGGACAUGAACCCAGAUGAUGAAGGUGAGGAAACCAUUGCAAGCCCACCUGCUGUGACUGCUGAGACAAGUGUUCGGAAAAGUCGGGCCCCCCGGGGUCAGGCGUGGAGGCAUGGAGGAUCGGCCUAUCCUCAAGCGAAGAAUGCUGCACGAUCAUUUGGUCGUCGAUGA
Messenger RNA from Symbiodinium necroappetens, 4191 nucleotides. The record is from the annotation of a GenBank genome assembly. Lineage: Eukaryota; Dinophyceae; Suessiales; Symbiodiniaceae.